Molecule: messenger RNA, 2028 nt
Organism: Mycotypha africana
Lineage: Eukaryota; Fungi; Mucoromycota; Mucoromycetes; Mucorales; Mycotyphaceae
Product: Nicastrin-domain-containing protein
Exons: 5
Coding region: 1-2028 (675 amino acids)
Biological process (GO): protein processing
Cellular component (GO): membrane
Source: RefSeq, a predicted model, not a curated record
AUGAUCAGUUUUUCUCACCCUACAUUUACUGGUUUUCUGUCGUCAGUGAAGUCAGAAGAUUUUGCCACCACUAUAUACCCUUACAUAUACACUAAUUUGAAUAAUUGGCCUUGUGUAAGACUACUGAAUGCUACAGGAACCGUCGGCUGUCAAUCGAUAAAGAAGAAAAGCGGUAUCAUUUACCACAUCAGUAGCCAGUCCGAGCUUGAUACCUUUAUUAACAAUAAAGAAGCAAUAGACGAUUUUGCAUUAGUGAUACCGUUUGUCCUUUUGACAAAAGCUAAUAUGGAUGCUCUUGUUUCUAUGGAUGACCAUAAACUGGCAGGCUUGAUUGUGCUUUUAUCUUCCAAUCAGACCCGCUCCUCGUCGGGAAGCGCGCUCAUGUCGUCGCCAGAUUCAGUUUGUCCAAAUUGUGAGUAUGGCUUGUAUGCGAACGACACGAAACAAUAUGAGUGGAACCCUAGUGCCCAAGGCUUGCUUGAGCAGGCAUUUGAUUUUCCCAUCUUUGCUAUAAAACCUGAAGACGAUACUGUAGCAGAAACAGUUUAUAGUUAUCUUUUGUCGAAUGUAGAUUACAAUGUUCAGCGUCAAUAUAAAAGUUACCCCUUGAAGGCAGUCGAAUUCGAUUCAUUUAUGUGGGCUGCUGUUAAUUCAGAAACUUGUUUAAGAAGAGGUUGGUGCCAAGUUGUGGGUGGUAUGUCGGUUUUCUCCUCGCCAUCUUUAAAUAUUUCAGCAAAAGACAAAAAACCUAUUAUUGUCGUCUCAGCUAACAUGGACAGUCGAUCUAUGUUCCAUGACCUUACCACUGGAGCUUCCAGCAGUAUAUCAGGGUUAGUCACCGUUUUAGCCAUUGCGGAUACUUUGAGCCACGCACCGCAACCUUUAGAAAGCUUACCCAAGCAUAUCCUAUAUACCCUAUUUACAGCCGAAUCAUGGGCAUUUGCAGGAUCACAGCGGUUUGUCAAAGAUAUAUCAACACCUUUUGUUUGCACGAACAGUACGAGGGCUGUAGCCUGUCCUUACAAUGAUGCUCCGUGUACCUUCCCCUGUGUACGUAAUCUGUAUUUCAAUAGAAUCAAUUUUGAAAACAUUGAUUCUAUCUUUGAGUUUCAGUCCGUUUCUGGAAUCAAUACGAAUUAUUCUAAUCAAUUCUUUGUUCAUGUGGAUGAUGCUCAACAAAGUCAAGCUUUGCUCAAUAAACUCAGACCCUUUCAAAAUCUUAAAGAAGCUUCAGCGGAUGGUGUGCAAAGAAAAUUACCGCCGAGCAGCGCGAUGAGCUUUUUACAAAAGAACCGCAAACUGCCAGCAGCUGUUAUUACCGAUUACCAAAAGGAGCUUGGACCGUUUUAUAGUAGCGACUUGGACGAUACACUUGAUCUAGACAAGGCUACCCAUUCCAUAUGCUCGCUCGUGAGCACCUCUGCAAACGCUAUCUAUAAUCAAGCGACGAACGGGAAUUCGUCCAACCUCUUGUCUGCCAAUUGUACUCUUAUAUCCUCUUUACUGGACUGUCUCAUUUCCAACUUUUCUUGCCCUUUCAUGCAAGACUAUCUAACGGUGAAUGGCAUCUCAAAAAUAAGCCAUUCUUCGUCUGUUUUAUCCUUUACCUAUCCUCAGCCACAAUUAUUACAGAGGUUUGUUUUCAGUUACCUGAGUGACGUGACAGGGAAACGACGCAUACAGGAAGGUACAGCGAAUGAAACGGUGUCAUGCCACACAAUCAAAGACUGUCAAAUGGGUGAGUAUUGUAUCAAAAAGAAAUGCACUGCAUCAUUCACAACAUAUCAUGAAGCAUAUGGAACCGGUCUACAAUAUGAUGAGGUUUCCGGAUUGAUAAAGGUAGUUGAUCCAUCCAAAGGCACAUGGACGGAAAGUACAUGGGAUACAACAGUAUUUAGAAUCUUUUCAGUUACCUCCCAAUCACAACAAAUCAUAGAACUUAUUGUUGGUAUCCUGUGGGCAAUACUAAGUGUUGUGGCCAUUUUGUUUAUGAAAAAGUACUUGAAGAAAACGCUAAAAACGGAAUAA